This is a messenger RNA of Mesorhabditis spiculigera, 1488 nucleotides long. NCBI's taxonomy places the organism in Eukaryota, Metazoa, Nematoda, Chromadorea, Rhabditida, Rhabditidae. The record is from the annotation of a GenBank genome assembly.
AUGGUCCGCGGCAUCGCUUUCCACCCCCACGAGUUCCUGCUCUCCUCCUUCGGAAGUGAUCGUGUCGUCCGUUUCUGGGAUCUCGAGACCUAUGAAUGUAUCGGCGUCUCUGACAUGACAGAUACCGACAUCAACAACGUUUCCUUUGCCCCAAAUGGAGAUCUUCUGGUAGCAUGUACCGAUGAGACGCUUCAUCUGGUCACCUGGGAGCCCGUUACGGAAGUCGCCAAGUCGGAGCUGCCGUUGAAUACUAAGGCUCUCUGCCUCCUUCCCACUUCCGAUUCCCUCGAAGUCCUCUGCGCUUUUGGAGAUCGAAGCAUCGUCCUGUUCAGCUCCACGUAUGAGGAAAUCCUCGCCACUGCCGAUAUUGAACCUGUUGAAGACGUCGACCCGUUUGGAAGGCCGGAAUCCCUCGGAAAUUCGCCAGUCACUGACGGGUCGGACGGGGCUCACGAUAGCCCGUUGAGCGACGAGCCGUCGUCACCUGAUGAGGAGCACGAGCCCACCCCCAUUCCCGAGCAGCUAGAUCCCGAAACAAGUCCCUACCGUAACCGGCGCUACACAAAACUCCCCGAGACGCCUACGCGUCGCCCGCCACUCGGUGCAAAAGCCGGUGUUUCUCGACUGAGCAGCUCAAGUAGCACCUCGAAAUCCACGUCUUCAUUAGCUUCAGUGGAGCGGCCUGGGGUUCAGAAAAGAUCAUCUACACCCGAGACACCCAGCUCGCCCACGAAAACGAUGGGAAGUCGGCCGAGCACCAUCAAAAAGGCCCCCAGCCUAAAUCCCGACAUGCGCCCCCGGAACAGCUCGAUGGGGAGGCUGGAGGUGGAGAAACCGAAAACCCUGCCAACAACACAGGCACGCCCGGAUCGAACGAUGGGGAAAAGCCCGGCCAAGUCACCGGGCCCCCCGAAGGAUAUGAGAAGGGCGAACAGCCUGAAGAAUGGCUCAAGGCAGGCCAAGCCGCCGGAGACACUUGGUGAAGCAUGUACCAUGGCGAGCACCGGCCAUUCCACCUUUACGAGUCGACUCGAGGAACGGCGACAAGGAUUUGCAUCGGUGUCCGCUUUGGUUCGAAGUCGAGGGCUACUCGGGGCUGUCGAUGUUUUGGACGGGAAUAAGAAAGAACUCGCCUUGCUGUGUGAAGCCGUCGCCGCCGGAAGUCAGAUGAGCUUCCCUCUGGCGAUGAAGCUUCUCCCUCGAAUCCGGAUACUCUGGAGUGCCAUCGGGGUCUCCAAGCCUGGGAUAUUGAGCUUAUUAGCCAAGAUCGUCUUCGACCUGGGCCACCAGCUUAAGAUCAACGCCCGGGGCCCAGCUUCGUCUAUAGGUGUUGACGUAGCGGCUGAGGAGAGGAGGGCGAAGGCACUGAAAUGUGUUGAGGCCCUCGCCGAGAUCCAGCUCAACGAACCCUUCUACCGCGAAAGCCUAAAAGGCGAAAAUCGCGCUCUCUUCGACCGGGUCAUGAAAGAAAUCGCCGGAAUCUGCGCC